CCCGCCGCGGGGCGUGCAGUCUCCUCGCGGAGAGCCCGAAACGCUCCGGGCCAUGGCUGAGGGCGCGGCCGGCAGGGAGGGUCCCGCGCCGCCAGACGCGGCCGCGGGCGAAGACGACGCCCGAACGGGCACGGACGCCGGCUCCGGGGACUGCGCUCCGGCGGCGCCGGGGGGCUGGUCGAGGGACCGUCGCAGCGGGGUCGUGCUGCCGAGCGCUGGAGGGGCUCCGGCUGAUGCCGAGACCAUCCUCCUGGAGGCGGCGCGGGCGACCCCCCGGCGGAGCAGCAUCAUCAAGGAUCCUUCAAACCAAAAAUGUGGUGGAAGAAAGAAGACCGUGUCUUUCAGCAGCAUGCCAUCGGAGAAGAAAAUCAGCAGUGCCAGCGACUGCAUCAGCUUUAUGCAAGCUGGCUGUGAACUGAAGAAAGUCCGGCCAAAUUCUCGCAUUUACAACCGUUUUUUUACUCUGGACACAGACCUCCAGGCUCUUCGCUGGGAACCUUCCAAGAAAGACCUUGAGAAAGCAAAGCUUGAUAUAUCUGCCAUUAAAGAGAUCCGGCUGGGGAAGAACACGGAAACAUUCAGAAACAACGGCCUUGCUGACCAGAUUUGCGAGGACUCUGCCUUUUCCAUACUCCAUGGGGAGAACUAUGAGUCUCUGGACCUAGUUGCCAACUCAGCAGAUGUGGCAAACAUCUGGGUGUCAGGGUUACGGUACCUGGUUUCUCGAAGUAAGCAACCUCUUGAUUUUAUGGAGGGCAAGCAGAAUACACCCAGGCUCAUGUGGUUGAAAACAGUGUUUGAAGCAGCAGAUGUCGAUGGCAACGGGGUUAUGUUGGAACAUACCUCUGUAGAGUUAAUAAAACAACUCAAUCCUACCCUGAAGGAAUCUAAGAUCAGGUUAAAGUUUAAAGAAAUUCAGAAGAGCAAAGAAAAACUAACCACCCGAGUGACAGAGGAGGAAUUUUGUGAAGCUUUUUGUGAACUUUGCACCAGGCCAGAAGUGUAUUUCUUACUUGUACAGAUAUCUAAAAACAAAGAAUAUUUGGAUGCCAAUGAUCUCAUGCUCUUUUUAGAAGCUGAGCAAGGAGUUACCCAUAUCAGUGAGGAUAUGUGCUUGGACAUUAUUCGGAGAUAUGAGCUUUCCGAAGAGGGACGUCAAAAAGGGUUUCUUGCAAUUGAUGGCUUUACCCAGUAUUUGUUGUCUCCAGAAUGUGACAUUUUUGAUCCCGAGCAAAAAAAGGUUGCUCAAGAUAUGACCCAGCCAUUAUCUCACUACUACAUCAAUGCCUCUCACAACACCUAUCUCAUAGAAGACCAGUUCAGGGGGCCAGCUGAUAUUAACGGGUAUGUUAGAGCUUUGAAAAUGGGCUGUCGAAGCAUUGAACUUGAUGUAAGUGAUGGUUCAGACAAUGAACCAAUUCUUUGCAAUCGAAAUAACAUGACAAUACAUCUUUCCUUUCGAAGUGUCAUAGAGGUGAUAAAUAAGUUUGCCUUUGUUGCUUCUGAAUACCCACUCAUUCUUUGCUUGGGGAAUCACUGCUCUCUACCACAGCAGAAGUUCAUGGUUCAACAGAUGAAAAAGGUCUUUGGCAGGAAACUCUAUACCGAAGCACCUUUGCCAUCAGAAUCCUACCUCCCAUCGCCAGAAAAGUUAAAAAGAAUGAUCAUCGUAAAAGGAAAGAAAUUGCCUUCUGACCCAGAAGUUUUGGAAGGAGAAGUAACAGAUGAAGAUGAAGAAGCUGAAAUGUCUCGAAGGAUGUCAGUAGAUUACAAUGGUGAACAGAAACAUAUCUGGCUGUGUAGGGAGCUCUCUGACUUGGUAUCUAUCUGCAAAUCUGUUCAGUACAGGGAUUUUGAACUGUCUAUGAAAAGCCAAAACUAUUGGGAAAUUUGUUCAUUUAGUGAAACAGAAGCCAGCCGAAUUGCAAAUGAAUACCCAGAGGAUUUUGUAAAUUAUAAUAAGAAGUUCUUAUCAAGAGUCUAUCCAAGUGCCAUGAGGAUUGAUUCCAGUAACUUGAAUCCACAGGAUUUUUGGAAUUGUGGCUGUCAGAUUGUGGCAAUGAAUUUCCAGACUCCAGGUCCAAUGAUGGACCUUCACACAGGCUGGUUUCUUCAAAAUGGAGGCUGUGGUUAUGUUCUACGGCCAUCUAUCAUGCGAGACGAAGUCUCUUACUUCAGCGCAAAUACAAAGGGCAUUGUACCUGGGGUGUCUCCUCUCGCUCUUCAUAUCAAGAUCAUCAGUGGUCAGAAUUUUCCAAAGCCCAAGGGAGCUUGUGCCAAAGGGGAUGUCAUAGAUCCCUAUGUUUGUAUAGAGAUUCAUGGAAUUCCGGCGGACUGUUCAGAACAAAGAACUAAAACUGUACAACAAAACAGUGAUAAUCCUAUUUUUGAUGAAACUUUUGAGUUUCAAGUAAACCUACCUGAGUUGGCCAUGAUCCGUUUUGUGGUUCUGGAUGAUGACUACAUUGGGGAUGAGUUUAUAGGGCAAUAUACAAUACCGUUUGAGUGUUUGCAGCCCGGAUAUCGCCAUGUUCCCCUGCGCUCCUUUGUGGGUGACGUCAUGGAGCACGUUACCCUUUUUGUCCACAUAGCAAUAACUAAUAGAAGUGGAGGAGGAAAGGCACAGAAGCGCAGCCUUUCCGUGAGAAUGGGGAAGAAAGUUCGGGAAUACACCAUGCUCAGGAAUAUCGGUCUUAAAACUAUAGAUGACAUCUUUAAAAUAGCAGUUCAUCCAUUACGAGAAGCCAUAGAUAUGAGAGAAAACAUGCAGAAUGCCAUAGUGUCCAUUAAGGAACUGUGCGGACUUCCUCCAAUUGCCAGUCUGAAGCAGUGCCUGUUGACCCUGUCCUCUCGGCUCAUCACCAGUGACAGUACUCCCUCAGUGUCUCUUGUGAUGAAAGACAACUUUCCUUAUCUGGAGCCUCUGGGGGCAAUUCCAGAUGUGCAGAAAAAGAUGCUAACUGCUUAUGAUCUGAUGAUUCAAGAGAGCCGGUUACUCAUAGAAAUGGCAGAUACAGUCCAGGAAAAGAUUGUGCAGUGUCAGAAAGCAGGGAUGGAGUUCCAUGAGGAACUUCAUAAUCUAGGGGCUAAAGAAGGCUUGAAAGGAAGAAAACUCAACAAGGCAACUGAGAGCUUUGCUUGGAAUAUUACAGUGCUGAAGGCCACAACAAUCCCAGAUUUUGGUAUCCAGAAGGGCCAAGGAGAUCUGUUGAAGAGUGCCAAAAAUGAAGCUCUAGAAAACAUGAAGCAGAUCCAGCUGGCAUGCUUGUCUUGUGGACUCAGUAAAGCCCCCAGCACCGGCCCCGAGGCCAAGAGCAAGCGCAGCCUGGAAGCCAUCGAGGAGAAGGAGAGUGGCGAGGAGAACGGGAGGCUGGGGCCCUGAGCAGCGCCGACACCUGGACCUGUCCUGCCCGGCAAGGACUCUGGUUUUUCUUUCAGGUUUUCUUUCUUUAAGCGUUUUAGUAGUUCACAAAAAGACACCCUGUAUAGGGUGUUGGAUAUAAACUGAUAUUUUUCACUAUGUCAGAAUUUUAACAUAGUUAAUUUAUCUAAGUUAAAACCUUUAGUAGCCGUGUUUUACAUUCUGAGAUGUGUGUACACACCUGUGUAUGGAUGUGGGUGGAAGUGUGUGUGUAUGUGUGAGAGAGAGGGGGAGAGAUUAGGAGAGAACACGGAAAAAAAAACAGUGAAGUUGAGAGAUUGAGAGAGAUCGAAAUCUUAUUAAAAUCUAUUCUGUGUUGCAUUAUUCAUUUUGUAAUUUAUUACUUUAUCAUUUGGGGACAAAUUUGUUAAUCUGAGAUUCUGCAGAGCACCUACUAUAACCUGUUGCUCUUUAAUUUUGCUUCUUACCUUUGUCAUUUAAUUUA
Manis javanica (Malayan pangolin) is the source of this 3866-nucleotide messenger RNA. It is a transcript of the gene PLCL1, whose product is annotated as phospholipase C like 1 (inactive). Lineage: Eukaryota; Metazoa; Chordata; Mammalia; Pholidota; Manidae. Gene Ontology annotation, molecular function: phosphatidylinositol-4,5-bisphosphate phospholipase C activity. The record is from RefSeq and is a predicted model, not a curated record. Gene Ontology annotation, biological process: gamma-aminobutyric acid signaling pathway; phosphatidylinositol-mediated signaling; phosphatidylinositol metabolic process.